AUUCCAGCCGGGAAGUUUCAGUAGUACAACGAUCGGGAGUCAGCAGUUUGAUUGUCUCUUAACCGGGUUCAACAGUGGGUAAAAUGGUUCCGACUCUGAGUCGAGCCUUAGCGAUUGUGUGUUUAUUGUCAGUUUUGGUUGGGUUGUGCCAUGGAUACACGCUGAAUCGUGAAAAACGCCAAACAGGAUCCAUGAUGAUGAACACUGACGGAGGAAGUGGCUCCGAUCGGGCGGCUAUUCCGGGGUUGGGUGAACUUCAAACCGUCAUAGAUGUGGCCCAGUUCCUCCUGAAUGUUGGACAACAGGUGUUGCCUGGACUUCUGGAACAGCUUCCUGGGGCCAUAACGAGCGUAGCGGGCGCAGGCGGCAUGGGAUCCGGAUAAUGAUAGUGUGUGUAGAGAUGAAUUGCCAAAAUACAGAAAGAUCUGCUCAAA
This is a messenger RNA of Uranotaenia lowii, 434 nucleotides long. RefSeq lists its product as uncharacterized. The record is from RefSeq and is a predicted model, not a curated record. Bases 84 to 383 code for a protein of 99 amino acids. The transcript is spliced from 2 exons. NCBI's taxonomy places the organism in Eukaryota, Metazoa, Arthropoda, Insecta, Diptera, Culicidae.